AUGUCCUGGUUCUGGCUUUAUCUUCCUCUCCAUCUUCUCAUGGCAACUUGUUUGUGCCAUUCUAUAAAAGCACCUACCACCAGUUCCCAACAGAGCUUCAAGACCAAUCUCUUCAAUUUCUACCACUCCCUGAUACUUGCAGAUGGUAAGGAAACUACAAUCCACCUGCUGAAGGAUAUACCCAAAAGGUACUACUUUGCUUUGGAAGAGGGCAGGGUCCUUGCCCCUUUCUCGAUAACAGUGACGCCCUGCGAUGUUCCCAUUGAAUGGAGCAUACUUGUGUACAAGUCUCCACCAGGAAAAGCAACACCAGGUGACCAUGAUACACAAGAGGUCUCCAAAUCUCAGAAGGCUUCAAGCGUAGCAUCCACUAUCUUCAACUACAAGGGAAAUUCUGUGGAGACUUACAUGGGCAUGUCUUCCCAUUCUGCCCUUUACCUGCUUGAGUUCUUAUCCACUGAGCGAGACACACACAUCACCGUGUACUUAACCACUGACACCACGUCUGGGCACCUCUACCCAGAGCUUCCAGCAGAUCCACGCAUAGAUGUGAUUGGCAUCGGCCAUACAACGGUGACUCUGACCUGGAAACACAGCCCUUCUGUCUUGCAGCACAGGGAAAAUAUCCAGUACUGUCUCCUAGUUAAUGAAAAGCACAACUACAAGAGCUUGUGUGCUGCUGAGACAGCCAUCAGAUCCUCUGGAAUGAAGCUGCCACCCACGUUAGCUCUGUCCCUCUCUCCAUACCUUCUUGAGCCACAGCAGGUGAUGAUAUUGUCCAACAGCGAACUGAGCAUCAUCAACAAAGUGAGCAGUGGGGAAGUCAGGCAGGUGUGCAUGGGCACCAAGAACACCUACACAGUGCCCAGUCUCAGCCCCAGCACUCAGUAUUACUUCGAUGUUUUUAUCGUCAAUCUCCUUACAAAUGCCAGCGCCGCAUACACCGGGACAUUUGCCAGGACCCUGGAAGAACCUGAACCCAAGGUGACAGAGCUGAAAGAUGGGAAAGUGAUUCAUGUAGUCCUGGAUGGGAAAAAGCAGAAAUUCUACAGUCUGCAGUACCAGGCGAGGCACAAGAAAAUCCACUUCACCUUUCAGUUGUGUCAGGGCCAAAUACAGGUUCACAUAACAAGAAAUGGCAAAACAGUGGCAUCAGAAAAUCUGUCUGGGAUGAGGUAUUUCUCCGUGAAGGGAAAGCUGCUGGACACCUAUUUGGUGCAGCUGAGGUCCACAGAGGAAUUUAACUCUUCUGUGAAGGUACAGGCAUCCCCCCAUUUCCACAAGCCCUUAUUCCCAGUUCUUCCAGAGAGCUUAAAAAUCAAAUCCUUCAGUAAACUGAGAACGUGCAGGUCUGUCACCAUUGCCUGGCUGGGGACACAAGAGGAGAGCAAGUAUUGUGUGUACAGAAAAAAGAUUGAAGAGGAUCAGAUCUGGAGGGAACUGCAGAGUGCAGACAGGUGCUCUGGGCCUGAAUCUCGGCACAAAUCAGAGAAAGUGCUGUGCAAGUACUUCUAUGACCUAAACCUCCAGCGAGCCGUCACCACAGAGACCAUCAAAGGGCUGGAGGCAGGGACGCUCUACUUGUUUGAUGUUUAUCUCUUUGGGCCAUCUGGCAUCCCUGUCAGAUAUCACAGCAAAGUUGUGAAGACCAGGAAAAAAUGCUGA
Messenger RNA from Cinclus cinclus, 1665 nucleotides. RefSeq names its product protein NDNF-like. Gene Ontology annotation, molecular function: protein binding. Bases 1 to 1665 code for a protein of 554 amino acids. Lineage: Eukaryota; Metazoa; Chordata; Aves; Passeriformes; Cinclidae. Gene Ontology annotation, biological process: extracellular matrix organization. The transcript has 3 exons. The record is from RefSeq and is a predicted model, not a curated record.